AUGUCAUCUUCCUCCACUCCUCCAUCUUCUCCUCCUAUGUCUCCCCGAACCAUUGUACCACCUAUGACUCCCACCAAAGCUCCUAUCACAUCGACUCAGGCCACCCGGAUACUGGGUGAGUUCCACGACUCCACGACAGAUCAGGACCCGUCCGAAUGGAAGCCGGUAAUACCCAUGGGUAUCAAUGGUUCAGCCUCGCUGGCUUCAUCGGAAGCCUGGCAGUAUCUGUCUCGAUUUCACAGCGGCUCUGCGCCCGUCCCGAUGCGCCGUCCCAGGGUCGAACACCGGAGCUCAGCCAGUUUGUUCACGCUGUUGGGUAGUACGGGUGCCCCUCCAUCGCUGACACAUUCCCCGUCUACUGCGGCGUCUUCUUUCAGCAGCAAUGCUUCUGAGAGCUACCUGAAUGAGCCGGCCCAUCGUCCGUUGCCUCCCCGCCACAAAUCCAACUUGUCGGGUAGUGCUAAUGGCACGAAGGGUGUUGAGCUAGUUGUCCCUCACAUGGAGGUUCGGGUGGGGGACUCUACUGUCGACAUGAACAGGGGAUCCAUUUUUCCAGCAAGCAGUGGGCUUUGGGGGGAUCACAAUGACAAGUGGCCCGCAACCGUCAGGAUUUCGGGUACCGUGCCCCUCCAUACACCUGUGCGCCCGCAGUAA
Molecule: messenger RNA, 654 nt
Organism: Aspergillus nomiae NRRL 13137
Lineage: Eukaryota; Fungi; Ascomycota; Eurotiomycetes; Eurotiales; Aspergillaceae
Exons: 1
Coding region: 1-654 (217 amino acids)
Source: RefSeq, a predicted model, not a curated record